CCAGCGGCGUGACCCAUGGCUGGCACUGCCUGGUGCUGUGGCUGCUCCUGCCCCCCUGCGCUGGCCCUCUGGGCUUUUCCCUCUCAGCCCGGGGAGUACCGCCAACAACUCCUUAAUUCCCUAGGUUCUGAGUUAAGCUCAGACCUUCCAGAAGACAGCUACUCUUCAGGAGGUGAAGCUCUGGAUGGUGAUGAUGAAGAUGAAGCAGCAGGCCCUGGCAACGUGGCUGAAGAGGCAACAAGCUCCAAAGGUGGUCCAAGUUCAGGAUGGGCAGAUGCCAUGGCAAAAGUGCUCAACAAAAAGAUUCCACAGAAUAAGUCCACCAUCUUGUCCAAGAAUAAAAGCCUGGAGAAGGAGAGAGAGAAAAAAAAACAAGAAAGGCAAGAAAAGAAGAUGAGGCUCGAUAAAAAGCGGGAAUGGGAAAUGAUGUGCCGAGUGAAGCCAGAUGUUGUCAAAGACCGAGAGAAGGAAAGAAAUCUUCAGAGAAUUGCCACAAGAGGUGUUGUACAAUUAUUCAAUGCUGUCAGGAUGCACCAGAAGAAAAUGGAAGAGAAGGUGAAGAAGGUUGGGAGCUCUGAGAGGAAGCGUGCUAAACUGAUGUCUUCUGUUUCAAAGAGAGAUUUCAUCGAUGUUCUAAGAAACAUGGAGGGGGCUAAAGGAGGCAAGAAUCCAGCUGGAAAGGCCACAAAAAGUAAACAGGGUGAAGUGAAAUCUGAAGAGGGGCCAGAAUGGAAUAUUCUCCGUGAUGACUUCAUGAUGGGAGCAUCUAUGAAGGACUGGGACAAGGAAAGUGAUGGAGAAGGCAACAGUGAAGAAGGAGGUGGUCUGAAACAAGAAGAUGACAGUGACUGAAUGAAACUGAAAACCAUUCAAGAUAAUUUUUUAUCUUUUUAAGUUUGUUUGGAUAAAAAGCCAGCAUUCUAUGAAUGUACAACACUUGGAGGAUACCUCUUUUAAAAGGAAAAAAAAAAGACUUACACAACCUUGGAGUGUUUUCUCCUCCAUGUCAAACUUUUAUUUAAUAUAACUCCAUUUGCUAUACUGAAAUCCUGAAAUAUUUUCCAAAACAAGUAUAAUUUUCAACAUAUUUCCAAAACAUUUUGUACAGUCAAAAUAGUGGCACUUGCCCAAUGAAAGAUAGAUUUUGCCAAGGUCAUUAAAAGUUUAUACAUUAGUCAUGGCAAUUGAUGUAUUAGUGUGCCUGCAUUUCCAAAUCACUGCUGUACUUUGAGAAGUUGUUGCAAUUUGCAAUAGAAAUGGCUUACAAUAAACACAGAAAUGCCGUCACCUUGUAAAGUUAUCGGACUCCUAUAGAGUCUUUACUACUUUGGCCAGAAAAGGUUCUGUAGAUAAUAAAGGAAAGUAACCAUUAA
Molecule: messenger RNA, 1373 nt
Organism: Parus major (Great Tit)
Lineage: Eukaryota; Metazoa; Chordata; Aves; Passeriformes; Paridae
Gene: RRP15
Product: ribosomal RNA processing 15 homolog
Exons: 5
Coding region: 16-852 (278 amino acids)
Biological process (GO): maturation of LSU-rRNA; maturation of 5.8S rRNA
Cellular component (GO): preribosome, large subunit precursor
Source: RefSeq, a predicted model, not a curated record